GAGGGAUCCUCACUCCAGACCACAUCUGACUCGCUCUCCUCAGAGAAGCACAAGCUCUCCUUCUGAAACCAUGGCUCCUACUUGCAUGCCUUCUGCUGACUACUCAAAGCUUUCCAACAAGGAAAAACAUAAACUAAGAAAACCAGUGGUGGAAAAAAUGCGCCGCGAUCGCAUCAACAGCUGCAUCGAGCAGCUUAAGGUGAUGCUGGAGAAAGAAUUCCACCAGCAAGACCCCAACACCAAGCUGGAGAAAGCUGACAUUCUGGAAAUGACUGUCGUCUUCCUGAAGCAGCAGCUGCAAAGCCAGAUCUCAGCGCCUCAGAAAGCUCACUGUGACGGUUACUCUCAGUGCUGGAGGGAGACUGUGAACUUCCUGUCUGCCAACUCCAAACUUGACGUGACGCUUCAGCAUCUCAACCGCGGUCAAGAAGCCCAGAGAGCACAGAAAGAUUUCCCGGUGUCUCCGCGUUCCUCCCAGACCCACCAGGCUCCGGUCAAGCAGGAGAUCAGCGUGAACAGACCUGUGUGGAGGCCGUGGUAGAGACACUGAUCACUGAGACUCUCUCAUGUUAACCAGAUGGUAGUUUCACCAUCUCUUAUAAUGUAGGAGAUUUGUAUUUCCACAUAUUUCCAAUAUGGAUUGUGAAACAUUCUUCUCUCUGAGAAGCAUUUAAAGUGCAGAUUCUUCAUAUUGAAUACUGUUGGAAACUGAACUUUAUAAGUUUGCUCUGUCAUGUAUUGUUUUUAUACAUAAAGUCUGUAUGUCUUUACUAUAUUGUCUUAGAAUGAGCAUUUGUAAUGACUUGUCGGAUUAUGUUGUUGUAAUCUUUGAUUUGAUUUUGGCCUUUUAUAAAGGCAGCUGAGAAAUUGUACAUUUUCUCAUCUUGGUACUUUAAUGCACCGAAAUGUAUAGUUGA
Hemibagrus wyckioides is the source of this 917-nucleotide messenger RNA. It is a transcript of the gene her15.1, whose product is annotated as hairy and enhancer of split-related 15, tandem duplicate 1. Gene Ontology annotation, molecular function: protein dimerization activity; RNA polymerase II cis-regulatory region sequence-specific DNA binding; DNA-binding transcription factor activity, RNA polymerase II-specific. Gene Ontology annotation, biological process: anterior/posterior pattern specification; regulation of neurogenesis; regulation of transcription by RNA polymerase II. The transcript has 2 exons. Gene Ontology annotation, cellular component: nucleus. Lineage: Eukaryota; Metazoa; Chordata; Actinopteri; Siluriformes; Bagridae. The coding region runs from base 71 to 541 and encodes 156 amino acids. The record is from RefSeq and is a predicted model, not a curated record.